This is a messenger RNA of Pseudoliparis swirei, 5465 nucleotides long. RefSeq names its product HMG box domain containing 3 (gene hmgxb3). The record is from RefSeq and is a predicted model, not a curated record. Lineage: Eukaryota; Metazoa; Chordata; Actinopteri; Perciformes; Liparidae. Bases 162 to 4073 code for a protein of 1303 amino acids. The transcript is spliced from 21 exons.
UUUAUGCAUCGCAACUCAUUGAUUUAAUAUGAAGCUCAGCUGAAUUCCAGCAUUACCUUCCGUCGGGAAGAUGCCUGACUUCAUCAGCGACUUCUAAAGGUCGCCCAGAGCUGUUUGUAGCGCCUCGGGUCGUCGUAGUUGGCCUGAGAUCUUUGGAGAUCAUGGAGAAAGUGGAGGUGUUCGAGGUUGUGAAAGUGACUGAGGAGGUGGAGAGCUACUACAGCAAAAUGGAGGUGACUAUUCCAAAAAAGAGGAAGAGCAAAGGUCAAGAAGACAGUGUUGAGAAACCUAAAAAGCCUAGGUCUGCCUACCUGCUAUACUACUUUGAUCUUCAUCAGAUUAUGCAAAAGAAAAUCCCGAGUCUACCACAGUCAGAGAUCAACAAGAGAAUCAGCGAGAGCUGGAAAAGGCUCAGUGUAGCUGAGAGAGGCUACUAUCUCGAGAAGGCCAAGUCAGAGAACGAGGGCAAAGACACUUCGUCUCUCAACCUCUCCAAAGAUCUGCCUGGCUUCCGCAAAAUCCUCCCCAGAGCCAGUUACUUUCUCUUAUCCAAAGGCUGCUCCUCAAAUCAGCAGCUAGCAGGCGCUCAGUCAGAGGUGAGGUUGGAGGCUCUGGACUCUCCAGGGGAGGGAGGCCUGCCUUCAGUCCCUCUCCCCCAGUUCACACCUCUUGAGUUGGACAGUGAGGUGGAGCUUUCUGAGCAGUCCAUUGUUGUCGACGGCAUAGCAGACGAAACAGAAGUGGUGUCUAAUCCCACAGACCCCAAAGGCAUCCCUCGCUGCUCAUCCUCCUCUGUUUCAUGCAAAGCCCAGUCCUCUAUAGAUGCUCACGUCUCACAGGGCUCUGGUGGCCUUACAGCAAAUGGGGUCACUCUAAAUGGAAAUGAGACAAGAGUUGCUGCUUGUGGUUAUGGUGGAGCGAUGGUGCAGCAGAUACAGGGGGAGAUGACACAUGUGGUUUCCAUCGUACCCACACAGAACCUGCUAGAGUCCAAGUCUUUGCCAGGUGUCAGCUCUGUGGGCCCAUUGAUGCUGGUCUCUGUCGGAGCCAGCACAGAACAAAGUGCCAAACCUUUCUAUAAAAUGUCUGUUAAGACAUACACCCGAAGAGGUCGAGGGAGGUGUCUAAAUCCUGGGUGUUCGUUUGUUUAUGUCACCCGCCACAAGCCACCAAAGUGUCCUGAAUGCGGGAACCACUUGGGUGGAAAAUGGAUCCCUGCUGCAAAGAAGGCACAAGAGAAAGGACCUGCGUCCAAGCAAUUGCCACAGAAAGCUGAAACCAAGACUCACGAAAGCUGCCAAGCCACACCUCCCCCGGCUCAGAAUGCAGAUGUCAUUGAAAUAAACGCCACUGGGAGCAAAAAAGUAGGGCAAGUUCAACGGCGCGCCAAAAAGCAGUGUGCAGUUCCAGCUGAAAAGCCACCAGAGGGCAGCAGCACCAAGGAGCAGGAACAAAACAAGACAGCAACCAUGAAAUUACCGAUGAAAGGCCGCCUUCAGAGCACGGCUGGCCAAAGCCAAGACGGAAGCAAUGCUGCAGUUCAGAAGAGGCCAGUGAGAGCCAUACUUCCUGCCUACUAUAACACAGGCCGGGCUUUGUUCCAGAUCAUAACGGUCCCACCUGACAAAGGAAAGAUUCAGAGUGCAAACGACAAUAAAUCAUCAACCGCGCCUCGAGAGGGUUUCUCAGGUCUCAAACCCAGCACUUUAAAGCAGCUCGGCCAGACGGUCCCAACAACUGUAGCAAAGCAGGACUCUUCUGUUCCAGUAGCUGGAAGCCAGCCGAAUUGUCCAAUGGUCGAUAAGGGAGUGAAUAUCGUGUCAUUCGUCCCUUUCAAACAACACACCGUUUCCAGCUUUGAUUUGGGACUGUCUACAGCUCGAGGAAGGGGUCGAUGUAAGAACACGUCCUGUGACUAUAUGUACAAGAACAGACACAAACCUGCAGUGUGCCCUAAGUGUGGCUGUGAGCUGACCCAGAAGAGCGCCAAGGCAACCAAGUCCGAGACUCUGCUCGAUCCGUACCAGACCCUGAGUCCUGCUCAGAAGGACAUCCAGCGCCAGAACACUCUGCAGCUUCUGCACCGCUCCCUGCAGAUCCCUGAGAGCGAGACUGAGCUUCAGGAAACGCUGACCCUCAUCCAGGAGCUCAACAGUCUCCAGAUCGUCUUGGUUCAACCAUGUGGACAGGAGCACGGGGACAACUUGGAGACGGAGACGCUGGUGGAGUCUGGGUGGCCUCAGUUCUAUGAGUCAGCAGCAACUCACUGUGGCUUGUGUAGCUAUCCUCUCUUCAAAGGAGGUCAGAGUACCGUCGCAGGACAAGAAGACUGCUGGCUGCUGACUGAGACUCUGAUCCAGACGGCCACUCUUCAGCUCAAGGUGUGUCUCAACGUUCAGUGUCUGGCUCUGCACAGCUUCACUGACCUACAUCCAGGUUUGUUCAACAUUGGGAACAGACUGCUUGUAAGUAUUGACCUGUUUCUGAAGAUCAGGACCUGUAUCAAACAGGGCCAAGCCCCCCCUCAGGCAGCCAGGACCACACUAGACCACACCCCCAAUCACCCUGUCCACGCGCUGAGUCCAGAGGAGAUCUCUCAAAUCCAGGAGCUUCUCCUGAGUGGCUACUGGGCCUUUGAGUGUCUGACGGUGCGCGAUUACAACGACAUGAUCUGCGGCAUUUGUGGUGUUGCCCCCAAACUGGAGAUUGCAAAGCGAUACACAAGCAACGUCCUGGAGCUAAAGAAUGUGGAGUUUACUUGGCCUGAGUUUUCAGUCUCGGAUGAGGUACACGUUGACGACUUCUGGCUGACGAUGGAAAGUGAGGCUAUCGAGCAAGCAACUUUCCCCACGGACAUCCCCAUCACACGGGUGGAUGCUUCCAUCAUCGCUCCCUUUAUUCCCCCGCUGAUGAGGAGUCCCACUGUCAUCAACACAGAGAAGGACAAGGUCCUGUCACACACCCAGCCGCCCUCUGGAGAUCCAUCAGUUUUGGUGCGUCUCAUUCAUGACGGUCAGCUAAGACUCGACAAGCUAGAAGAGCACAGCGAGAACGAGCUGAGAACAAUACUGGACCGCUGCGCAGCGAGUUUCACCCCAGACUCCACGAAGAAUGAGCUGCUGGGGUCCCUGAUCUCCUUGUACACACUUGUUCAUGGUGGCCUCUCCACGGCCCCACAACCCCCUCCACACCUCACUGCUGGCAAGCUGUGCAAGGUCUGCCCCCACAAGGUGGUGUGCGGCUCGAAGUACUUGGUGAGAGGAGAGACUGCUCGGGACCACGUAGACCUGCUCCUGUCCUCCCGCUACUGGCCCCCAGUCUACGUUAGUGACUGUGCCCGUCAGGUGGCGCUCUGUGCUGACAUGCAGUACCCAGAACAGGCAACCCAGAUGUGGAGCAGGAACCAAGGCUGCUUCUCUGACCCUUUCGAAAAGCCGGAGUUUGUGUCAUGUGCUGAGCUAGAAGAGCAGCCGUACAGCGCGGACCAUUCGUUGGUAGCCGAGAACCAGCAGGUCCACCCCAUCACCAAGUCAUCGAGUUGCUGGCUGGUUCAUCCUCCUGAAGCAGCCCAGGAGCCUCCGGCUCCGUCAAAGCACCACUCAAUGGCCCUCUGCAGAGAUCUGGAACCCUACGUCCACCUGAUGGCCGAGCAGGCAAAAGAGGAGGAUGACGAAGGUGAAGAACCGAAAGCUGAGGAUGACGAAGGUAAAGAACCGAAAGCUCAGGUUGACGAAGGUGAAGAACCGAAAGCCCAGGAUGACUCCGCCGUGAAAUCUGAGGACUGUUACUCGGUCAGUCGUGCGCGGCGCCAACCUGCAGUUUUCAACAACACAGCUUAUUACUACCUUUACAACCGCCUGGUAGAUUUCCUCACCAGCAGAGACAUCGUGAGCCAGCAGAUCAACUACGUGGUAAAAGCCUGCCAACCGGGAGAGGUCGUGAUCAGGGAUGCUCUGUACCGACUGGGAGUGGCACAGAUCAACACAGAGAAAGAGGGAAAUGAAGGAAGUGGAGUGGAGGGACAGACACACGAGGUAGGGACAGACACGUAUGAGGUCGAGCUGCCUGAGUAGAAAUGUUCAGGAUGGACAAUCAACAUGGAUGACCUGAAUGUAAAGAUGGCUGCAUACACAGACAGGAGAACAGAUAAUAACAAGAGACAUGAGGACAAAUGAGGUGCCAUGAGGAGAGAAGCAGGUGCUACCAGAAGGAGCCAGGAGGCGACACGGCGCUAUCUGCAAUUCAGUGUUGGCAGACGUUCUCCUAACGAACCUGUACAGCCUAAGGGUGUGUUUGUGAUGUGAGGAAAUAUCAGCCAUGGUUACUGUGAAUAAACAAAGAAAAUAAAGGUCAGGGAACAAUAUCAGGGAGUUGGUAUAAGUCAAAAUGAUGGAGACUAAAAUGUCAAAAUUAUUAUUUCAAAUGACUAAAGGAAUGUAACAAUGUGUUGUUCACCAUUAGGGGGCCAUGAAGUGAAAGUUUGAGUAACGGUGUUCCUGUGACUCAAACAAUGUAAACAGGAUUUUAAUAACUCUUCUAAUUCAAGCCUGAAUGUAUUUAUUAUUUCACCAUGAAUAUAGUAUUUUGUAUUUAUUGCCGCUUUUAUGUCCAGAAGCAUUUCUGCUUUUACCUCUCCUCUGCUACUGGUGGUCUUUUGGACUGAGAAGAGAAGUGAGGAUCAAUGCGUCUCUGUGGAACGUACUCAUUCAUAAUGUGGUGAUGGAUCUUUUAUAUUGAGUCUUCUCAAUGGAGAUCCAUUCAAGGACUCAUACAAUUGAUUGGCUUCAUUUCCAAUCCACAGUCAGCCUUUGAGAAUAAAUUGAAGAUAUUUUAAGAGAUCUGCAUGAGGUGCUUUAUAGAACUCACUUUUUGUCACCGAUGCUUUGCUUAACAAUUAAUAAAAAAUAGUUAAGGUCAGACUUAAAGUGUUCAAUAGGAGACACUGAAGACAUCGCAGCACGGUGGCUCAGUGGUUAGCACUGUCGCCUCACAGCAAGAAGGCCCUGGGUUCGAAUCCCGGUCGUUCCAGGUCCUUUCUGUGUGGAGUUUGCAUGUUCUCCUCGUGUCUGCGUGGGUUUCCUCCGGGUACUCCGGUUUCCCCCACCAUCAUAAAGACAUGCACCGCAGCCUCACCCCGGUUCAUAUGGAUGAAUGAAUGUUGGCGGUGGUCGGAGGGGCCGAAGCCGCUGAUUGGGAGCCACGCUUCCGUCAGUCUGCCCCAGGGGAGCUGUGGCUACUGAUGUAGCUUACCACCACCGGGAUGACUGUGUGUGUGUAUGACUACUGGACUCUGGACUUUAAAGCGACUUUGAGUGUCAAGAGAAGCGCUAUAUAAAUGAUUAUUAUUAUUAUUAUUAUCGUAUAUUAUGUAGAUAAAGAAAAUAGUUUAAACAAUUAUCUUGUAAAUGAAACUGCUGAUGUAACAAAUGGAUAUGAAUGAGUAAUUAAAUAAAUCAUUAAGUUGA